UACUAUUACGUCACAUUUAGUUGAUGGAUUCAUUGGGAUAUGACGUCAUAAGGAGUGUUUUUAUAAGAUAGAGAAGGAAGUAGGUUGAUCAACAAUAGGCCUAUAUAUUGUGAUUGACACGUGUACAGUAGCUUGCUGAUUGGGUAGAUGUAUAAAAUACUCUUCAAAUAGAAGUUUAAAAAGGAUUAUUUAAGAUGUCAACAACAUCCAGGUUGUACACAAUUAUAGCAAUAGGACUGUCCGCGGUUUUGUCAGUAGCAGUAGUACUGACGGCAAUAACGGUAACUCGAAACAACGUUUUAUCACGUUCAACGAGAUCAGAAGACGGAAAAUCAGAAGGAAAAAGAUGUCCCCUAACAGCGAAUAAGUUGCAAGAGGCACUCUCGAAAAUAUGUGACAGUAGGAAAGACGUGUUGAUGGACGUGAGUUAUGGAGUAGAAAAAUUGAAAUGCGGCGAUUCAACAACUGUAGAAAAGACUGGAACGACACCUACUAUAAAGCUGAAACACGCCGAUGAGAAAGCGCAGUAUACGGUCGUGAUGGUUGACCCAGAUGCACCUGGUCAUUCUCUGGAAAAUCUAAAGUUUUAUCUUCAUUGGGUGGUCACCGGUACUGGACUUAAGAAUGGCAUAAAUUCACCCGUCACGCUAAUGAGUUAUGCCGGUCCGACACCACCGAAAGGAUCAGGUGUACACCAUUACAAGUUGAUCGUGUUUCAGUCCUCCUUGGAACAGAAUGGCAAACCUCAUCUAAUCCAAGACAACAAGAAACGGAACCAAUUUUCGUUAACAGAGUUUGUCAAAGAAAAUAAGUUUUGCACCAUAGUUGGACUAUUUGAGUUUACCGUCGCUGCUGACAAAAAGUAGUAACUGGGGGAAAACAUUCCGCUUUGAUUAAACGCAAAAUAACUUAGUUCGAAAGUUUUUUGCAGUUUUCAUGUGCAACAUACAUGUUCAUACAAAAUUUGUAACAUUUUCUAAACAACUAAUCUGACAUUUAAAGCCUACAACAGGAAGGAGGCACUUUUUUGCCGGUAAAACAAAAUUAUUUUGUUAAGUCUAAUAUGUUAAACAAGCAAAGUUUCUGAGAAACUGCUAGGACGAAUGUUUCCAAACUGAACAAUCAUUUACAUUCAUGGGCACGUUAUUUUCGUACUUACUGCUAAAACAAUCGGGGAUAUUAAUUCGUGAAUUUCAGCUGUUGAAGGUAGAAUUAAUGAGUAUUAAAUUUCUUUAUUUUGAUUAUAAUAUAUUUCGAUGAUUGAUGCAAAAGUGAAAUUAAAGUUUAGUUCCCAAACGUAUUAAUGAAAUCAUAGUACGAUUGGCAUAAUGAGAUAACUUAACAGGACAAGUUUCAUAACGAUGGCUUGCAUACAUGUUUAUCCAAAAUAAUAUCCCUUUAAUUUUCUUAAUGUUACGAAAGUUGUUUUUUGUGUGUAAGCAUGUUCUGAGAAACUAUGGAACCGAAUUCCUUUCGAAUUCCAUUCAAGUCUUCCUAGUAACAUUACAGAAAAUGUUUCUUAACUCUAGCUUACAUUCUGCACAAUUAUGCUUCUUUUAACUAAGAUAUGUUGUUGAAAGCUUUUCAUUUAAACAGGUUCAUAGGGAAUAGUGGGCCUCUACUCAAGCCUUCGGAAUAACAAAAAUGUCCGCUUAGAGCUUGCUUCGUAUUUUGCUAAAUUAAUAUACUUGAUUGCUCUUUUUUACAAAGAAAAUCUUGGUAAAGCUUAAAUGGCAUUUAACUGUCAACAUUAACAUCUAUGCUAAAUACUGUAUUUCAAAAUAAUAGGUGAGGUACUGCGGCCGUUACGGUAGUGACAUCUCCCGUAUGCGAUUUCGGCAUUGUCCGGUUGUUCUUGGAGACAUUAUUUUCUGAUGCGGUCGGAAUACGUGAUUGGACGGAACUUAUCGACUGUUAUUACGCGUCCACUGUUUGCUUAAAGUAUGGAUAUCACAUCUGAUAUCGCGAUACAGUAACAUAAUGUAGAAUGUCCAAAUAUGUGCGCAGUAUUAAUUUUGAUACCCUUUCUGUACAGUGACUGUUUCACUUGUAUUAGAGGUAUAGAAUAGCCCCAAACAAGAAUCUGUCAUCCAUUUUGCAUUUGCUUAAAGAUAUAACAAAGCACUACGAUCAAAUACACAUUUGUCAAGCAGACAUGAGUAAAUAAACAAUGUG
This is a messenger RNA of Mercenaria mercenaria, 2175 nucleotides long. Its product is annotated as protein D1-like. Lineage: Eukaryota; Metazoa; Mollusca; Bivalvia; Venerida; Veneridae. Bases 195 to 866 code for a protein of 223 amino acids. The record is from RefSeq and is a predicted model, not a curated record. The transcript has 5 exons.